CAACACAAACGCUUUCAGCUUUUCUCAAAUGAACGUAUAGUCUAUGGUUAACACUUAUUAUUGUCAACAUGUCGGACAAUGAAGACUUGUUAGGUGACGAUUUAGGAGACCAGAGCCUUGCGGACUAUAACCUUGGCAAUGAGGAAGAGGAACAGCUUUUGGCUGAUGACUAUGACAGUGCUGGACCUCAAAAUGUACCGACCUCUAUUGGAUCCAGUUACCGUGAGCCCAUUGAUAUGGGGCCACCGGAGUAUCCCAGUCAUCUAGAGUAUAAUAACCAGCCACCCAUACAGUACCAAGCUAUUGCGGACACAGAGUGCGUAGUGCCGAAUAUAACGGUAGAAGUACCGAAUGCUCCGAUACCAGAGGUGCCUACAUAUGCUCCGUAUGAACCACCAGUUUAUGAGGAACAUGCCGUACCACCAGCUAUCCCAGCAGCCCCAGUGGAAUCCCCACAGAUAGUGCCAACGGACAUGAAUGCCCAGAUACAAAAUGGAGAUCUGGGCGGUCCUCGUGAAAGGUUUGUCUCUGAGAGACCGCCGGGCGCUCAGCGACUGCCGCAAGUUAGAGAUAUACCAGAUACCUUAGACAAGGUGGUGAUCCCCCGCGGCGGGUUCCCCCGCGGGCGCACGUCGUGGCGCAACCCGCAGUACGCGCAGCGGUUCCCGCACCCAUACAGGAGGAACAACGUACAUCGGGGAAACUUCAACCAGCGCCCAUCAUUCCCACCCCCGCAACUAAGACCCAGUCCCCCACACAACCGACCUGAAAUCCAUCCCGAAAUGAGGCCAGAAAUCCGCCCUGAAAUGCGGCCUGACAUCCGACCUGAGAUCCGGCCUGAACUACGUCCUGAAAUAAGGCCAGAUAUGAGACUGGAACCUCCGAAUCUCCCACCAAUGGGGCCGGAAAUAUCCCCGGAACGGCCAUUAAUGCCACAGGACAUGCCUCCAAUGUACCGUCCACCGAUGGAACGUCCUCCAUUCAUGCCCCGUUUCCAGUUUAGGCCCCAUAUGGAUGAGCGUCCUCAAUUUGGGCCUGUGAGGCAGAACUUUGAGCCUAGGCCAGUGUUUUACAGGCCGGGUUUCCCACCGAGGCCGUUUGCUCCCCCUAUGAGGGAGAUAGUGCCUAACGCUAGCCAUAUGCCGCAAGUGACUAUUAGGCAGGCGAUGCCCAUGCCCGGGCCUAGUAUGGACAAGGUGAUUAAAGAAGGUCCCAGGGAGCCUGAAGUUAGGAUGUUACCGGUGCCUCUGCCUGCGAACCUGCCUCCAAGAGGAUUGGCCGGCAAGAAGGUUCUGAUCAAUCCACACUUUAAAGGGAACUUCCAACCGCCUGUUGAAGGCCCAGUGAAAGAUAUCGAUGAUGCAGCGGAGAGGUUUAUCGCGGAACAGCGCAAUGCUCUCGCCAGGGCCGCCGUCAGGAAGUACUCUAGACGAUCACCGCCACAGAGAUACAUAGAGAACACGACGAUAGAGAUAGAGAACGAGCUGGCUGGGGGUAGACGCCGCAGCCACGACGACGACGACUUACUGCGCCGCCAGGAGGAGUUCAUCAACGCCAACCGCGCCGGGCUCAGGAGGAGGAUGCGGUCCCCGUCCCCGGUGCGUCGCUCGGUGUCCCCGCGCCGCUCGCCCGAGCGACGCCCGCGCCCUGAUACUGCACGCCACUCCGACGAGGACAGUGAGUACAAGCGGCGUCUCCGCGAGCAGGAGAGUUUACGCGAGCGAGUACUGCGCGCCAAGGAGGUACGGCGGAGGAAGAAUGCGCUGCAGAGGAUACACGGAGACCGUGAGCGUGAAAACCAAGAAAAAGAAGCCUUACUCAAGACUCCAGAGCAACCAGCACCAUCGGAACCGGAGAAGGCCACGGAGACACACGCACAGACACACGCACAGACACACGCACAGACACACGCACAGACACACAGGCCGGACACGACCCGGACCAGUCCCGACGGAGACAGUGCCAAGCCUGACUCCAAGGAGCCGGCCCGGGACAGGUCGCCCGUCAAGGAGGAGGUCGAGGUUAAUUCUACUUGUGAAGGGCUGACCCCCCCUAGGGGCGAGGCACUAACCCCCCCACUGCCGUCGCGGCGCGGGGACAGCGACGACGACCUGGACCUCAUCCUGGGCGACAUCGACGGCAUCCUCUCCGACGACGACGACUCCGGCCGGUUCAAGGACAACGCUAACAAACCGGAGCCCCAGAAGUCGAAGCCUCAAGUAGACCUCCGCACGAAGCUGCCUCCCAAGUCCGGCGGUGAACAGAAGAAGCAACAACGACAGAAGAUCGUGUUCACCGACGACAGAGACGAGAAACCCAAGAAAAAAGAGAAGUCCCCACCGCGCCGAGCUGUAGUCACUAGCUCGACGGUCACUGAUGACUUCGAACCAGAAGUUAAGAAACUAAAGGUAAAACCCAAGCAGGACUCAACCCCUGUGAAAUCCAGACAGAGGAUAACUUAUGAGAAAGAGCAAGCCGACAAAGACAAGGACGAGGAUAAAAAGUCGAGUUUCUCGAACCGGCGCGUCAUACUACAGAGGAAAUCUCCAAAGGAGAAGUCAGUGUUCUCCCGCAUCGAGGUCAAAGCUGACGUGUCGCACCCCGGGGCCGGGAUAUUCAGCCGCGCCGUCCGCACGGCCAUCAACCCCGACCCCAGACCCGCGCAGACCCCGGGCCAGCCCCGCGACCCCGCUGUCCACGUAGACUCUGGUUCAGACGACGAGGACGAGGUCCAGUCGUCCGCGUCCACGGCCCGGGUAUCGAACCUGCCCCCCGGGAUCACGGACACCCGCCUCAGAACUCUCGCCGGCAAUGAGCUACAGAGUUUAAUAUUGGAUAAGGAAGAUCGCACAGCGAAGAUUGUAUUCAAAACGUCGGCCGCAGCUGAGAACUUCAAAAAGAAAUUUAAUAACAAGAUGGUUGCCGCUAGCCGAUUAACUGUUACUUUACAUUGAACCUUAAAAACUGUACUAUAGAACCUAUAUUGCAUUGUCUAACAGUAGAAUAGAGCUCAUUUUUCCUUAACAUUAUGUUGUCAUACGAUAAUCGACUUUAUUAACCAUUGGGUAGAGUAGAUAUUUGAAUAAACUGUUUGUAUUUAAGUAUAGGGAAUGUUACGUUGUUUGGAUAUUGCUACGGGAUGUUCAGAAUUUUGUGACUUAUGUUAUUAAUGCACCCUUAGAAUGAAAGUGACCGAAUCUUAAAAGUAAGUUGUGGGAAAUGAGCCAGAAAGUCUCAAAAAAUUAUAGUAUUGAAUACAUUUUAGUAUAUCUCUUCCAUAUUCCAUGAUUUUUACUAGAUUUAUGGAUUAGUUCUUUGGUUGUAGAGUAUAUUUUAUAACGCCAGUUUAUGAUAAAAUCGAAUGUUACAGAAAUUUUGAGUUUAGUCACUUUCAUGUUAAGGUGCGAUAUGUUAUUACGUAAUUAGGUAUUUAGUCUUUAGAUUGACUAAAAUAUGUUUUGACACAAAAAUUGUGUUUUGUAAAAUCUUUAGACUAGAAUCUACAUAUUAGUUAUUGUAAGUAGCUGGAUUAUGUUGUUCGAAAUUGUAUGUUUUUUAGUGUUUUUGGCAUGGUUAAGUUAAAAUGUAUUUUGAUACUUAUUACUAUAACAGUGGAGUAUACAUUUCAAUGCUUCAGACGACUUCGCUGUUUUAAAACGGUGAAUGGUAAUUAAUUUAUUGAAAUAAGUACUUUAUUUGAAGGUAAUAAGUAUCAUAGUAUGUUGUUCGGUAAAUAUCUUCCAAGCACUUUAUCCCAGUAACAUAUUUUUCACUUACUUGUAACAAAUGGACUUUAUUACCUAAUACAUAAAGGUUAGUUUACUACAAAAUAUUAUAAUGUAACACAUAUACUGUUUUAAACUUUAUUUUCAUGUAUUUAGAGUCGAUAUUUGUUUAAACAGCAAUAGUAGGUAAGCAUUUUGCCAUAGUCACUGCAGUUUUUAUGUAGAAACAUGAUAUACAUGUAAGCACCAAUAUUAUAUAUGCUAUAGGAUUUUAAACCAUAUGUACAAUAGUUAAAGUUAAAAAAUCCAAUGUAAUAGUAGAAUGUUCUGAAUUGUAAAUCCACAUACAUUUGGUGUGAAUUUAUGUAAUUACAGUGGUUUAUUGUUAUAGUUUAUUUAUAUGUCUAGGUGAGACGGGUUUAGGGAAUAAUAGUAAUAAAAAAGAAACAUAGUGUCUCCAAGGGUAAGGUCCAAGGUCAAUGGCUUACCCUUUGGUGAAUCGUCUACACAUUUGCCCCUUUUUCAUAAAAACUGUAAAAGAAAUUUAAACGUCAUGAAACAACUCGAAACUGCAAUUUGUGGAUCACACAAAGAGUUGCUCCGUGGGAAUUGAACCCCUACAAUUGCACGGCAGCCGGUUGGCCGGACACCGCACCAACCAUGCAGUCUAAGCCUUUAACAGUCUCUCUAGACAUGUAGAUAAACUAGCGACUAGUUGGACAGGUUUUGAAUAAGAUACAGAUAAACUUCACUAGCAGAUAUUAUUAUUACGCAUACAUUUUUUUAUAUUUUAAAGUAUUGAUAUCUAGAAUCUGUGAAACAAUGAAUAAUAAUCCUAAAAAUAUAUAAAAUAAGGAAUACGGUUUUAAUGGACUUAUAUUGUAUGGUCACCAACAGUUUGAGAGUGUGUACCAAAUAUCAGAUCGAUCGGACGUCAGAUUAUAUGCAAUUACUAAAUUUGACUUAAACAAACAAACAGUUUAAACUAAAUAAGACCGUUUAAAAAUGUGUACAAUGUAAAAUGUUGUAAUAUUAUGCAACUGUAUUUGUAUUUAAUUUAGUAUUCCAUAGUCUCUGUAUAUCCCCAUGGGAGACAAGCGUGAGGUUAUGUAUGUGUCUGUAUGUAAUUCAUUAUCUUCCUUGAUUUAUAAAGACACAAAAAAUUAGUGAAUAGUGAAUAUUUCUGCCUAUCCAUUAUUGGAUUGUGUGUUAUUGUAAUUUCAAAGACUCGAUUUGCUCUUUUUUUUUCAAAAUUGUGUAUACAUGUAGUUGUAAACGUAUAUUAACUUGAAAGCAAUAUUGUAUAUAAAGAUUUAUAUUGUUUCAUAACUAAAACAUAUGAAAAAAUACAUUUUGUAAAGUUAAAACCUAAAUAUCUGUAUUUGUAGUAUCAAACUUUCUUCUGUUUGUGGGUUGAAAGGAGUGAUGAUAUGAUUUGUAUUAUUGUUUGGAAAUUAAAACUAAUAUUGACUUAAGAUAAUUUUGAACUGUGAAGCAAAAUCAUUUGUUUUUGUCUUCUGUUUACUAACCAGUAUAAUAAUAUAUGUUAAUUUACUUAAAACUGUUGAGAAAAUGACCAAAAUGUAUUGUGGAUUUCGAAAUUUUCAAUUGUAUGUAUGUAUAUGCCAUUGUAACCCUUAUUAACAUUGCAAUAGAGCUCUUAAUCCAGUUGUUACUGUUUUUAAAUUGUUGUUUGUUUAUAUAAUAAGUUUCAUACAUAAAUAUCUAUGUCCGAAUUAUGUAAAGAAGUAUGUUUCUUUAGUAUUUUGUUUAUACGUUAUUUGAAAUACGCAUUUAAAAAAAAAUGCUCGAAAAUAUUCACUGUAUAGAAUGGAUUCUAGUUAUUAUUCACAAACGGAAAUACUGAAACAGUCUUAUACUGUUAUAAUAAAUAUCGUGAGACAUACUAAAUUAACUAAAACCAACUGUUUACUUACGUAAAUAUAUUGGGAAAAGUUUGACUAGUUUCGAGUCACAGAGAUACUCUUUAUCAGCCUAUUGAGAGCAGAGUAGACACGCUGCUCAUAGUGAUAAAGAGUCCCUCUGUGACUCGAAAUUAGUAGAGCAUUUCUCAAUAUAUUUACGUGAGUAAUCCGUUAUUUUUAGUUAAUUUAGUCUUAUAUUAUUGUAAAAAUUGGAGACCCAAUUGUAUAUGAUUCCAAUUGAUAAAAAAAAGAAGUGAUCUUAACAAACUUACUUUUUCAAAGUAUUAUUACUUCCCCAUACAGUCUAGUCCGCUUAUAACUAAAAAGCAAAAUCAAACAAAUAGUUAGUUUAUUAGAAAAAGGGAAAUAUAGCGAUUUACUCUCAUAUUCGCUUACACACGUUCUCAUAUUCAAAUAUGAAUUUUACGUUCUAUAAAAUAAGGUCUUAAUUUCUACUAACGACAUUAGGUGCUUGAUUUUAUCAAUAUUGCAUUUAUAACAUUUUAGAUGUUGCUUCCAAGAUAUUCUAAAACUUAAAUAUAAAAGGAUAUCUUAGAUUUUAUAAUAUAUAGUUGUAAUAAUGGCUAAAUUAAAGAGUAGUUCGUUUUUCUAACUUUUCACUAAAUAUGUAGUAGGAUUAAAAAUUUUAUUACAUCAAAAUCGAAUGAAGAUUCGGAGACGUUUGUUUUUCUUAUUUCGAUCUUAUAAUCCUAUUUUUUAACAUAAUGUAAAAGGUUAUAUCUUAAGUUUGGUCUUAUAGGAUUAGUUUUUAGUAUUUUAGUGUAAUUAUGCUUUGAACGAAGCUGAUUUGUUUGAUUUAGAAAUGUUUUUUUACCUAUUAAGGUAACUGUUAGCGCGUAUAAUGAGAAUUAUACAAAACUUAUAUAUAUUAGACUUAUAUAUUAUAUUUCUGUCUUAUAAGUCAGCUUCGUUCAAAGCGAGAAUGCAAGAUAUUGUUACAACAAUGUAAAAUGCAAAUAAAAUACGCUAGAUUAUAAACUUUGUUGUUUGUUUUGUCUAAUGUAAUGACCAUUCAUAUAAUGAUGUGAUUUUUUUAUAUAUAUAGAUCUCAGGAAAUAAAUAUGCAGGCAAAUGUUGUGUUUUAAUUUCUUAUUGUAAUUUAUUGUUUUACCCCGUUAGUAUAAGUUUAGUUAUAAGGUUAUAAUUACUGAUUUUGUAAUAUUCACUUUUGUAAAUUACUUUUUGAGUGUUGUAUGAGUGCUUUUGAGUAUUUUUGUAUAUGUUUUAAAUGGAAGUGUGAUGUUAUGAAGUCAGUAAGGUGUUCACUCACCAAUUGUUAGUGAAUGAAUGAAUGAGUAACUUCAUUCGGUCAUUCACUGAAGAAAAAUCUAAGUUAAAUCAUGUUACAAUUUGUUGGGUGAACCAAUGUUUUGUUAUUGUUUUUUUUUUAUUUGAUUUGUGAUGAAACAAUCGUUUUGCUUCGCGUAUUCCUUGGAAUAUGAUUGGAGCGACCAAAGACUGAAUUUGAAAUAAAAAGACUUUUAAUUUUGAAA
Messenger RNA from Spodoptera frugiperda (fall armyworm), 7164 nucleotides. RefSeq names its product serine/arginine repetitive matrix protein 1-like. The record is from RefSeq and is a predicted model, not a curated record. The transcript is spliced from 18 exons. NCBI's taxonomy places the organism in Eukaryota, Metazoa, Arthropoda, Insecta, Lepidoptera, Noctuidae. Bases 69 to 2954 code for a protein of 961 amino acids. Gene Ontology annotation, molecular function: RNA binding.